AUGAUUUUAUUCAUAGAUUUUAAUUAAAGAAAAUUAUAUGUAAUAUCAUAUUAAAAAAGAAGUUUGCAUAUUAAUUAUUCUUCAUAUAGCAAAUAGUUAGUGUUAGUAGAAAAGUAAAUAAAUAGUUAUCCAAAAUCACUUAUUUAGUUGAAUUUCAUAAAAAAUAACAGAAAAUUUUAUUUAGGCAUAGAAUAAUUAAAAAUAUAUAUGCUUAAAAGAAAUUCUCAAAGUAGAUCAAGUAUUUUGUAAGCAGAAAUAAGAUCAUUCAAGAAAAAAAUGAUUCUAAAUAAUAUUCAAAAUUAGUUUUUCAAUAUUCUCAAAAUUUUAGCUGAUAAAACUUCUACAUUAGAUAGAUAAGCAAUCAAUUUUGAAUUUAUAUAUAAGCUGCUCUUAGCUUAAGCUCACUCAGAUAAAAUGAGCUCCCUCCAUUUUUAAUCUUGCAACAAUAAGGAUUAAAUUUUCAAGAUAAUCUAAUCAUCAGGGAUGUUAAACAAUCUAAGACUAAUAUUGCAAAUUAAGCUGUAAAUGUCUAAAUUAAAUGUUUUUCUUAACAAAUUGGCUGAAGAAAUUACUCAUUUUAUUGAAAUUUAGCUUUUUAAGAUUGAUUUAGGCUUACCCUUACUCUAUAGCAGAAUAAAUGCCUUUUAAGCUAAGCAUCUGCAUAAUAAAUAAUAUAAAGCAUCAGCAGCAUAACUAUAGCUAUCUCUUACUUGUUGUUAAAACUGUUAUUUCUCACCAUACUAAAAGAAAGAAGAUCAAUACUAAAUAACAUUCUUAAAAAUGAAAAAUAAUCUAAAUCUAUCACAUGAAAUUUUAAAAGAGAAUGUAAAAUUAAACUAUUAAAAUAGUUAUAGUUUUCUUAAAGCAACAAAAUAAGUUAGUAGUAAGGUAGCUUCUAAAACUAAUUAAUAAUUCUCUGUUGAUUAAUAAUAACUAUUUAAUUAAGAUUAUGAUACUAAGUUAAUCAUUCAACAAAAUAAGCAUAUCAUAAAUAAAUUAUCCUAACCAAAACUAAAUAAGUUAAGAAAUGCUCUUUUAAUUGGAUAAAAAGUAAGAAUUAUUAAAAUCUUGUAAAAAAUAAAUAAAAUAUCUAACAAAAACAAAUCAUUAUUGUUUGGAGGUGGUAAAAAUCUAAAAAAUAUUGAUAGCGAUUAAAAAACAAUCUUUAAGAAAAAUAGAAAAAAAAAUAGCUCAUUAACAAAUAACAAAAAGAAAUCAUAAUUGUUUGGAGCUAGUAAAAAUCUAAAUAAUCUCGAUAGUUAUUAAAAAACAAUCCCUAAGAAUAAUAGAAAAAAAAUUAGCUCAUUAAUAAAUACAAAUGUAGAGGUGAACAAAAUUAAAGUUGAAUUUAAUGAAAAUUAAAAUGAACAAAAUUAUUCUAAUACUCAAUAAGCAGAAUAUGAUGAAUUAAAUAAGGGACUAGAAUAAUUUUUUUUAAAUUGGCCCAAGUAUAUAGAAAUAAUCGAUUCAAGUUUGAAAAUGAAAAAAUAAAAAAUUUUAGAUGAAUAAAAGGGAUAAUAGCCUUAAAGCACUACUAUUAUCCCAUAAUCAUCAUAAACAACUUUUCAGUAAUCAGACUUAUAAGGUAUUUACAUUUCUAAAUCAAAAAAAUAUUCCUAAUUUGGAUAAAAAGGUGUUGAGAGAUAUUAAACACUAAAAGAAAUUAUAAAUACCAAAUAGUAAAAUAAAGAAAAUAAAAAGAACUAACUAUUUAAACAAAAAAUAAAUCUUGAUUCUGAUUCUGAGAAAUUUUUAAGAUAAAUAUUUAAAUUAGGCGAUCAUAUCAACAGUGGGGGGGAAGCAGAUAUAUUUACAAAUCAAAAUAAUGACAAUAUAGUAUAUAGAGUAAUUAAAUUAAAUGAAUACAAUGAUUUAAGGAAAUAAGAAUAAGAAUUAUUAAGAUUUUAGGAAUUAUAAUAAUAAAAUAUUUUAAAUAUAGAUAGUUCUCAUCUAAUAGAAGAUAAAGUUAAUCAUACUAAGUAUAUCAUUUACGCUAUUUAAAAAUGUUAAAUGAGUCUCUAUGAUGAAAUAUUAUCAAAGAAAGUUUUUAGUCUUAGAGAAACUUUAAAAUUUAUUUCUACUGCAUUUCAUUUAUUGAUUGUACUUAGAUAAAAGUAUAUUUAUCAUUCAGAUAUUAAACCAGGAAAUAUCCUAAAAAUUGAUGAUAAUAAUUACUAAUUAUCUGAUUUUGGUGCUUCAUAGUAAGUUAAUUUUAUUGAUCCUUUUUGUAAUUUUGAAAUGUAUACACCUGGUUUUAAACCAUAAGAUAGAGUGAAGAAUUUACCUUUUUAUCAUGAUAUAUAUUCUUUUGGUAAAACUAUCCAAAAGCUAUUAAUUUAAUAAUUAGAAAAUCAGACAGAGAUUUAUGAUUGUUUAAAUAAAUUUAUAAAAGAAAUUUGUAAAGAUGAUGAGAAUUCUAUUAAUGUAGAUUGCUUUGAGUUGCCAAAAAAGUUUAUAAAUAAAAUAAUGAAAUUUACUAAUGAUGAAGUUAUUGAGGUAUUUUUAGAGGAAUAUCUAAAAUAGAUAGAGCAAUACUUAGUUAUCAAAAAAGAAAACAAAGUAUUUCAGUAUGAAUCAUAAUAUUAAUAUUCCGAAAUAGCUCUUUUGAUUAUUUCAUAAAUAAGUUAAGUUAACAAUUAGCAGAGUCAGUUAACUUCAAUUAAAAUUAAAGCAUUGAUAACUAAAAGCUAUAUUUUAUGUAAAAGAAAACAAUAUAAAGAAUCUCUCGAAUGUAUUAAUGAAAUUUUUAGAGAAGAUUUUAAAGAUAAUAGUUAAUCAGAAAUCCUAAUAAAAUCAAUUAGAAUUGUAACUAAGAUCUUAAUAAAGCUAAAUAAUAAGACAAAAUUAUCUUAAGAAAAUUAAAAUAAAUUGAUUGAAUUAAUUAAAUUAGUUAAUAUAGGUGAAGAAUUUGAUAAAUUAAAAAUAAAGAUAAUAGAGCUUCUAUUGCUAAAAUCAAAUGAUAUAUAUCCAAUCAUUACAGAUUUUUAUGAUCCUCUAAAAAUACAAGUUAAAAACUAGGAGUCUGAGUUUGAUAUGGUAUUUAGGAUAAUUAUCAAAUUGAUUAGGUAUUUAAGAAAAUAAAAUUGUUAUGACUAAUCUCUUUACAAUUUAAUUUAAUUUAUUCAAAAUGAUAAAACGAAUUAGGAUUCUUAUUACAAAUAAAAAUUACUGAAAGAAAUGGGCUUAUAUCUUUACAAAUUUCUUUUUUAAACAGAUGAAUAGCUAGACAUUAAAUUUUAUUUUAAAUAUGAAAAAGAAAUUAAACUCUUGCCAUAAAUUAUUUUGAAUUGCUUGAAUGACAUUAAGCUAAAAUCAAAUUUAUAAAUUUAAUUUGAUAAAAGUAUUUGGUAAUUAUAUUCAAUAUUUAUAAAGCUAUAAGAAUUAAAUAUUUAUAGCUUUGAUGAAUUCAAGAAUAUUUUAGAUAAUUUAGAAAAAAAAUAUAAAAUUAUAAUGGUUAAAAUAAAAAAAGAUAACUAAUUGCCAUUAUUUAUAGAAUAUGUUUUAUACAACAAGCUUAAUUAUUAUGAAAAGUAUCUUAAAAGAAAUAAUAUAAAAAAUUAUUAGUUUUUUAAUGAAGAAGAAAUUAGCAAAAAAGAAAAACAAAUAAUUGAAUCUAUAUGUCUUAUUGAAAAAACAAUUUUUAUGGAUAACAAAAAAAAUAAAAAUUAAACAAAUAAUGAGAUAUCUUAAAAUAAAAAAGAAACAAUGAGCUUGCUUAAUUUCAUAACAUACUUUGAAAGCAAACAAAUAAGUCUAAAUUAUAUAGGGAGUUUGAAAAAAUUCAAUGAAGAGUUAGAAUCACUUAAUUCUUAGCUCAUUUUUUCUAAAAUAAUAUAUUACGAUCUAAAUAACUAAGAGAAGAUUUUUGAAGAAAUUACGAAUUUGAAUAUUGAAAUAUAAGGUGAAGAUGAAAAUUAAUUUAGCUAUUAAUUUGAUAAGGAUGGAUCUUUAAAUUUAAGAAUAUCUGAGUUUAGUGAUUAUAGCUUAUUAAAUGAUCCAUAUUUUACUUUUCUUACAUCAAAUUUGAGAAAAGUACAAGCUCUCAAAUUCAAAUUCAAAUUAAAAUAAGAAUUAGAAUAAAAAUUUGAAUUCAACUAAGUUAUGCUUAAUUACUUAAAUUCAUUUUCGUCAAAUAAUAUGAUUUCUAAUGAUUUGAGAUAAAUUUAAAAAAGUUCUGAAGAUGAAGAUCAUUAUUAAGAUGGUAUCUUAUAUGAAUAAUUGGAUUUUUAUUUUGAAUGGCUUAAGAAAACUAAAAUUCUAAAUAGCAUCACUAAAUUAACACUUGAUUUUAGUGAAUAACAAUCUGAGUUACGAUACUAAAUAAAUGGAUAUAUAUAAACUAAAUGUUCUGAUUUUAAGAAGAUGUGCCCAAGAAUUAUUGAAUUAAAUGUUAAAUUAGGAUGGAUAUAGAACAAUCUAACAUUUAUUUAUGAUUUUUAUGCUUUAGCUAGUAAAUAAAGAGCACUUACUUCAUUAAAAUUUGAUUUAAAGUUUAAAGAAAAUGAAGAGACUAAAAAUAGUAAAAAAUAUCUUAAAGAAUUGAUUCGGACGAUAGAGGAUUUUGAUUAUUUAGAAAUUAACCCCAAUAAUUUUAUUGAUUAUAGAGUUGAUUAAAAUUAAAUAGAUAGAUUAUUUAAAGACCUUAAUAAUCCUUCCAUUCUUGAAAAAUAAUUUAAAAUGAUUUAUGAUAAUAUUUCAAAUGAUCUAAGUCAAAGGUACCAAAAGUCCAAUCAAAAUUACAAAGAGAGAGAAUAUUUAUUUUAACAAUAAUUUUUGCAUACUUUCAUAGACGAUAAAAUUUUAAAAACAAAGGUUUUAUCUAUUAUAUCUGACAUAACUGAAGAGUAUCUAAAUUAAAGUGAAAAUACUAGUUAAUUAAAUAGUACUUCAAGUUUACUCCAAAAUUUUAAUAUAAAUGAUUUCAGAAGUCCAAAUCAAUUAAAAUAUACUCUACCAGAAAUUUACAUAAAUUGGCAAAAUAUUUAUACUACUAUAGCUCAAAAUAUUGCUCAAUAUUUAUAAACAAAAUAAAAAAGUUAAUUCAAGCUUAAUCUAAUUGUUCAAGGUAGCUAAUUAUUUAGUCAAGAUUACUAUUUUAUAAAUUGUGAUCAAAUCAAUGAAUAUGUUAAAAAUCAUGGUCUUAGCUUGAAGUAAAAUAAAGAGAGUAUUGAAAUGGAAUAAUUAGAUCUUCAUUUAGAUUUCAAUAUUAUAUGUUCAGAGGCAGCUACAGUUAUUAAAAAUAUGUUACAUAAGUUCAAAAUUAAUAUAAAAUUAAAGCAUAGCUUCAAUAUUGAUAAAAUUAAUGGCGAAGGAGCUUAUUAUAUCUCAAGAGCUUUUAAGAAAUGUUAAAACAUUAAACUAAAACUUGAAUUAGACUACAAUGAAAUCUCAGAUAAAGGAGCUUAAGCAAUCGCAAGUGCUAUUGAAAAAUUAAAAAAUACUACUAAUUUAUAUCUUAAUUUGAGAUCGAAUGAAAUAUAAUAUGAAGGAGCUCAAAUCAUUUCAAAUAGUUUGGAAAAAUGCCAAAAUAUAACAAAAUUAUAUCUUAAUUUAAGUGAGAAUUAAAUAUAAUAUGAAGGAGCUCAAAGUAUUUCAAAUAGUCUGGAAAAAUGCCAAAAUAUUACAAAAUUAUAUCUUAAUUUAAGUUGGAAUUAAAUAAAAGAGAAAGGAGCUCAAAGCAUUUCAAAUAGUCUGGAAAAAUGUUAAAAUAUUACUAAAUUAAAUCUUUAUUUAAGCUUUAAUAAUAUUUAAGACAAAGGAGCUCAAAGCAUUUCAAAUAGUCUCUAAAAAUGCCAAAAUAUUACAAAAUUAAAUCUUGAUUUAGGUCAUAAUUAAAUAUAAGACGAAGUAGCUAGAAUGAUUUCAAAUAGUCUGAAAAAUUGCCAAAAUAUUACUAAAUUAUAUCUUAAUUUAAG
Molecule: messenger RNA, 5915 nt
Organism: Tetrahymena thermophila SB210
Lineage: Eukaryota; Ciliophora; Oligohymenophorea; Hymenostomatida; Tetrahymenidae
Product: kinase domain protein
Exons: 23
Biological process (GO): protein phosphorylation; nucleocytoplasmic transport; activation of GTPase activity
Cellular component (GO): nucleus; cytosol; perinuclear region of cytoplasm
Molecular function (GO): small GTPase binding; GTPase activator activity; ATP binding
Source: RefSeq, a predicted model, not a curated record